UUGCUUUCAGCGAGCGACAGUCCACGAGAAACUCUGCAAAACAGCCGCAGCGGAACAACAAAAAACAUUUGUAAAAAUGUCCCGUCGAGCCUCGUUUUAAGCGGAUUUAAAGUGCACCGAGAGGAAGCCAGGCGCAGGAGCAUAGCCGCAGUACAGGAUUAGGAUCGGAGAAGAAGGAUCACCGGGAAAACAUUCGCAUUUCCACCCGCAACCCACACCCACGCACACAAACAACAGUAUACCGCAGUAUUUUCACACACACACACACAGGAUUUUCCACACCAUCAACAGAACACUCCGCAGCCAGGAUAUGACGGAUAAGGAGAGCGAGCAGUGCACCGUCUCGGUCUUUGACCAGACGCCCGGCUCGGAGCAGAAGAAGAUCAACGUGGUGGUCCGCUCCCACUUCACGGUGAAGCGUGUGAUCGACCUAAUCGGCACUCAGUUUCCCUAUGGGAAAUUCGAGCUUCUGUUGCAACCACACGAAAACAAGGAUCUGGUCAAUUUGAAUGCCGUGGAAUCCCAGCUGUUUUUCGAUGUGACUGGUUUUGAGCGUCAGCUGAAGAACCACCUGAUCCUGCUGCCCGCCGGCAGUUGGGAUGGCGACGUGACAAAACGCUUUGAGUUGCCAAUCAAAAAAGUGAUUGUCAAAAAGGUUAUAAAGUCAGACGGAGAAAAGUCCAAAAGCCCAGCCACCGGCGAAAAGAAGAAACGGGUGGUUGGGGAGAAAACCAAGAAGAAACCGGCUUCUGGAUCCUCCUCUCCAAGCAAGACAAAAACAACAAGUGAGGAUUCCUCGGCUAAGAUAAACGUCAGUUCGGAUUCGACUCCAGAAAAGAGUUCCAAGAUCCCCACUACUGAAGAAAAUAGUCCCAAGCCCGUUUCAGACGAAGCUCCUAAGGCUAGCCCGGAAGAAAGUUCCGAGAUGUCUACGGAGACAAGCUCCAAAGUCAUUACCCCGGAGAGUCCCGUCGCCAAGAAAACGGCAAAAGUCAGUUCAAAACCCAACCUAGAGUUAUUGAGUCCACUUCAGCCGUCAUCACCCAUUAAAGAGCUGGAUUGCGAACCGAUUGACAUGCUGAGCAAGCAACAACUCUCUGAGCAACUGCAACUGUAUCCACAAGGUAGAAACCUCUCCCCGGUGGACGAUGGUCCUUCUGACUUGUUCAUCUCGGAUGCCGAGCAAUUGUCAGAUGACGACCUCGCGUUGGGCGCAUCUGCCAGCCCAACUAUGAUGGGUCCGGGCUAUGAUUUCGGAGCUCCGACUGGGGACUCGGACAUCGAGGGUGUGACCGGAGUGGUGGGUCCAUCUACAAUUCAACCGGACGAUGGUUCUUAUCCGGCUCUGUCGAACUUCUAUCGCCGUAAGUACGGCGGAGACGAGUUGCCAGCAUGGCAGAGAGUCAACACGACGUCUUCCGACUUUGUGCCCUCGGCCACCACGGAAACCGAGCCAGAGGCACGAAAGACAAACGGUGGACCCAGAGGACACGUUGGUUUGGUGAAUCAAGCCAUGACCUGCUACCUAAACAGCUUGCUGCAGGCACUGUUUAUGACGCCCGAGUUCAGGAAUGCUCUGUAUCGCUGGGAGUUCGACAACGACAACGAGGCAAAAAACAUACCUUACCAACUGCAGAAACUGUUCCUCAACUUGCAGACGUCGCCCAAGGCGGCGGUAGAAACUACAGACCUAACCCGCAGCUUUGGUUGGGACUCUACUGAGGCCUGGCAGCAGCAUGACAUCCAGGAACUGUGCCGAGUAAUGUUCGACGCCCUGGAGCACAAGUUCAAGAACACCAAGCAGGCAAAUCUCAUCUCCAACUUGUACGAGGGCAAGAUGAACGAUUACGUAAAGUGUCUGGAGUGCAACACGGAGAAGACUCGCGAGGAUACCUUCCUCGACAUCCCGCUACCGGUGCGUCCCUUUGGAAGCAGCUCCGCCUACGGCAGCAUCGAGGAGGCUCUCCGCGCCUUCGUCCAACCAGAGACGCUCGAUGGAAACAACCAGUAUCUGUGCGAGAAGUGCAAAAAGAAAUGCGACGCCCACAAGGGGCUGCAUUUUAAGUCCUUCCCCUACAUCCUCACGCUGCACCUGAAGCGCUUUGACUUCGACUACCAGACUAUGCACCGCAUCAAGUUAAACGACAGGGUGACUUUUCCUCAGACGCUCAAUCUGAACACAUUCAUCAAUCGGAGCGGCAAUAGCGGCGAGCCAACCCCACAGCUAAACGGCACUGUGGACGAUUGCAGCACAGCGGACAGUGGUUCGGCCAUGGAGGACGACAACCUGAGUAGCGGCGUUGUGACCACUGCGAGCUCCAGUCAACACGAGAACGACUUGAACGACGAGGAUGAGGGCAUCGACAUGAGCAGCAGCACGAGCAAGAGCGCCAAGCAGGGAGCUGGACCCUAUUUGUACGAACUGUUUGCCAUCAUGAUCCAUUCGGGCAGCGCUUCUGGUGGCCACUACUACGCAUAUAUUAAGGACUUCGACAACAACGAGUGGUUCUGCUUCAACGAUCAGAAUGUGUCAAGCAUCACCCAAGAGGAUAUCCAGCGUUCGUUUGGCGGACCCAAUGGCAGUUACUACUCCAGUGCCUACACCUCCAGCACCAACGCGUACAUGUUGAUGUAUCGGCAGGUGGACGCCAAGCGGAACGAGCAACUCGCCAAAGUGGCCGAUUUUCCGGAGCACAUAAAAACACUGCUGCCGAAGCUGCACUCGGAGGAUGAGACUCGCGUGACUCGCCUUGGCAGGCACAUCACGGUUACGGACUUGGCUCUGCCGGAUUUGUACAAGCCACGCGUCUACUUCUACAAUCCCUCCUUGAAGAAGAUGAAGAUUACCCGGGUGUACGUGUCGCAGAGUUUCGACAUCAACCUCGUGCUAAUGUCGGCAUACGAAAUGCUAAAUGUGGAGCAGUUUGCGCCGCUUUCGCGUUGUCGUUUAGUGGCUUACAACUCCACGAUGGAGACGAUUAUCCAGUCCUUGGAGAACUGCACAGAUCCAGCCCUGACCGAGUUGCGCGCUUCGAUGAACUACAGUCUGGACUUCCUUUUAGAGUACCGGGCUGAGGGCCAGCAGUUUGAGACAUACCCCCCGGACGGCAUGACAUGGUAUGUGUUUAAGGUAGAUCUAUCGACCAUGGCGAUGGACGGUCCCUUCCUGGUUUACUCAGCAGCGCGGGAGCGGGAAGCCAGCGAAGGCCUUCGCCGCUCCAUCGCCCUCCGUUUGCGUGUUAACGAGCAGCAGUUCCUACUUGCCACGGUGCGCGGCACGGUGCCGAAAGCUUUCGUGGCCUACGAUCCCCAUCCGUCGCCCGAGGCGCUGCAGCAUCUCCAGAACCUGGCCAACACCCAGUUCAAAUCCAUCACAUACUUCUACUUGAACGUCCCCAAUACGGAUGCCGCCAGCCUUGAGAUGUUGGGCGUGCCCAGCGUAGAGUCAGUCGAGUCGGCCAGCGGUGAUGUGGUGGAUGCCGCCAUGAUGAAUGGUGCAGCACAAGGUCACGAGUCCUCCAGCAAUGAAUGUGAUUGGAGGCGCUACAAACGGGAUGUGCUGGAGCCACUGGUCCAACCCAGUCCCAGUCACGGCCAUGAGUCCAACUCGGAGGACAGUAGUCUGAGUGAUGGAGACCGCACUCUGGUGGAGACGGAGAACCUGGCACAUCGCGGGGGUGGCGACAGUCAAGUCAGUUCCACCAGUCAUUCGCCGCAGCUGUCUAGCCCCGAGGACGAAGCAGCCUCACACGAUGCCAUGAUGCGGGUUCAUGCCUACUGCAAUGGAAACGGCAGCUAUGCGGCGGCCGAUGUGGUGGAUCCCCUGCUCCUGCCCAGCAGCACCAAUCACUUCUUCUAUGCCACAAAGGUCGAGUGCGUGGAUGUCGUAGGCACCAGUUCCAGUUCAAGCCAUCAAUCCGACGAGGAGGCUCAGCUGCGAAGACCCACGCGUGCCUACAAACUGCUGGUGGGCGCGCACAUGCGCAUGGGUGCAUUCAAACGCCACAUUGAGCAAUUGAUCCAAGUGCCCAGCGCCUACUUCAAGCUGCAGAGCAAGCACGAAAACAACUCCAGCAACCAGAACAACUCGUUAAUUCUUUUCACCGAGGGCGAAACACUGACGGUGGAACUGGGCAAGAAUCUGGAGCCUGACGAGUUUAAGGCCAAGAUUUACUUUUUGCGACUUGCGGACAUUGACAACGAAACGUCCAAGCUACCCUGCGUCUGCGAGUGGGUCUACAACGCCAACACUACAGCGGAGCAGGCCAAACAAGAUCUCGUGGCCAAGCUGCACCGCAUGGACGCCAAGUAUGCCACGCUCACCGUGGAGAACUGCCGCAUCUGGUUGAAGGGAGGACGUAUUCCCAUCAAGAUCCUGGCCAACGAUGAAACGCUCUACUGCGACAUGCGCUCCUCCAUAGCGGCUGAAUUUAUUGUGCAGGAGUGCGAUGAAGGGGUGAAUCCGCAACCCAAGGACGAUUCUCUGACUAUAUUUGUUAGGCGCUGGUGUCCAGCUAAACUGGAAUUUGGAAAGUUCCAAGAAAUCACUUUGGACCAGGACAGCGAAAUCAGACGUUCAUUAUCACAGAUCUGCAACAUCACAAUAGACAAACUGAGCUAUAUGAAGAUUAACAGCAACUUCCCCUGUACAAGCAUAUCAGCUUUAAGCGUCAACGAGUCCAGCAGUUGGUACUCGGUGCCGGCCAGUCUGGACAAAUAUCCACUGAACUCCACACAGACGGGCAACAUCUACCUAUACAAAGAUAGGACCGUACCUGCGCGUGAGCUGUCGCUGGAUGAGCGGCGCCAGAUGAACGCCAGGGAGAAGGCUCGCCUGGAUCGGGUGGGCUGCGUCUCCACCACCCGAUACUCGCAGCGUCGGGAACGCGCUUUGAAGAUCUACCUGGACUCGCCGGAGAAGUCGAGCAAUGUGACCGCAUCGGCACCGAUGGACGUGCAUGUGAAUAAUUAGUCUGGCCGCGAGUUAAAAAGAAGAGUCGCGACCCAAAAAAAAAAGUACACCAAACCAUGUAUGUAAGCGACGGCAGACCAUUAAAUCCCAGAUCCUGUUUUAAUCAACGGCCAAGUAUCUUUAUCGGCUGCAACUGCUGGUCGUGUUUUCUGUACUUUACCCGCAGCAAUUGCGUAUUUUGUUGUUGUUUAUUUUGUUUGACGCAAGGGGAAAAGGUCGUCGGGCUGGGCCAGAGUGUAUAGCAUCCGACUGGACUGGACUGGAUUGGAAUGGAUCUGGGAUCGACGGCUGGGGUGGCAGGCACAGCACUAAGCGACGUUUACCAUAACGAAGUUAUUCUUGCAACUUUCGUAAUACAAGAGUUCAAAGAUGAGACUGUAAAAUUAAAACUAAACAUGCAAGAAAUCUAAAUUACAAAUUGUAUAAUGUGAAUGUGAACAUCAAAACUAAAUUAAAACUAUAAAAUAAACACAA
Messenger RNA from Drosophila suzukii, 5446 nucleotides. RefSeq names its product ubiquitin specific protease 47 (gene Usp47). Gene Ontology annotation, biological process: protein deubiquitination. Lineage: Eukaryota; Metazoa; Arthropoda; Insecta; Diptera; Drosophilidae. Gene Ontology annotation, cellular component: cytosol; nucleus. The record is from RefSeq and is a predicted model, not a curated record. Gene Ontology annotation, molecular function: cysteine-type deubiquitinase activity.